GUCGGCCGCGCGCCGGGCCUCUUGCGCGCCUUUUUUUUUUUUGUGCCCGUCGCGGGGUGAUGACGUGGCGGCGCGGACGCGGGCGCCAUGAAGAGGCGACGCUCGAAGAGCAGACCAACGCCGCACAGGCAACAGAAGAGCAAGAGAACGCUGGGAAACAAAAAGCCCAAGCAGUUGGAGGAGUUUGAAGCCAGUGUUCUAGAGUCGAACAGUAACUACGAUGAGCCCUGCAGUGACUCUUCUUCCACCUCUUCCAAGGGGCAAGUGAACGGGGACUCGGAGCCAGGGGACAAGGAGCCUGUUCGCAGAUCUGCUUGCUGGGUGGAAAUGAGAAGGAUAAAAAUAGCUGGUAACAAGUCCUCUGAGAAGAAAGCUGGAGAAACCCUCUCUAAAGAGAAGAGAAAACCAGAGCCUGGAGAAACCCCCUCUAAAGAGAAGAGGAAACUGGAGCACGAGGAGGAUGAGGACUCUGAAGAAGCUCCCAGGAAGAAGCAGAAAGUUCCUGCCAGGAAGAAGCAUCGAGCACGGGCACAGCAGACUCCAAAAGCGAAAGGGCGCUAUGUACAGAAAGAUCCCCCGAGCUACGAGGCAGGAAGCAGGGAGGACCAGUGGCACCUGGAGAUCCUCGAUAAGGGCCGCAUCACCUGCCCAACCUGCAAAGUCGUGGUGAGGAAGACUGUGGAGGGGCUGAAGAAGCACAUGACAAAUUGCAGCCAGGAAAUGUUCUCGUGUGAUCACUGUGAGAAGCAGCUCAAGUCGGCGGCAGGAAUGAAAUACCACGUCAUGGCGGAUCACAACAGCCUGCCAGCUGCGAAGGAGGGGAGUGAGUCAGAUGAGCAGCACGAGCGAGACCAGCUGCGGAAGGUGCUGAAGCGCAUGGGCAAGCUCAAGUGCACGAGGGAGGGCUGCACGGGCAGCUUCACCAGCAUCAUGGGCUACCUGUACCACAUCCAGAAGUGCGGGAAGGCUGCUGCUGAGCUGGAGAAGAUGGCCCUGAAGUGCCAUCACUGCAGCAAGGCCUACAAGUCCAAGGCAGGGCUUGCCUACCACCUCCGAUCUGAGCAUGGGACGGAAGAGCAGACAAAGAGGUCACAGCUCCAGUGCGAGGAGGAGAGACCAGAGAGGCUGAAGGAAAUGAAUCUGGAGUCCAGCAAGGCCCGCAGGGUCCAGAGGAAGUCAGCCAAGAUGGCCAUCUACUACCUGCAUGAGCUGGCCAGCACAGAGCUGGCCAAGGAGUGGCCCAAGAGGAAGGUGCGGGAGGACCUGAUCCCCGACGAUCGGAAGCUGAAGUACACCCGCCCGGGACUGCCUACCUUCAGUCAGGACAUGCUGGGCAAGUGGAAGUCGGACAUCAAGGUGCACAGAAGGGUCCAUUGUCCCAAUAAGGGCUGCGAGUCGGUGUAUGGCACCGUUGCGGGGCUCAAGGUUCACCUCACCACCUGCACCCUGGGAGACUUUGUGGCUGGGAAAUACAAGUGUCUCCUGUGUGACAAGGAGUUCAUCUCGGAGAGCGGGGUCAAGUACCACAUCAAUGUCCAGCACAGUGAGGACUGGUUUGACAUGGACAUGAAGACCACCAAAAGCUUUGAGAAGCUGAUGAAAACCCAGCGGGGAGAGGAGGAGCCGCGGAAGAAGCAUCUGUCGGCCCGGGGCCGGAAGAAGAGGCACGGACCCGCAUCUGCCAAGAAGCCGCCUGGUGCUAGGGCCGAGACACCACCAGAGGCCGACACACCUCCCGAUGCUGGGGCCGAGAAGCUGCCCGGGGCCAAGAAGCCGCACGGCACCAAGAAGCCACCUAGGUCCGAGAAACCGCCCAGCGCUGAGAAGUCGCCCAGCGCCAGGGCCGAGAGGGGCCUGCGGAGGAGCCUGAGGGGCCACCCCCCAAGCACUGACGAAAGCAAGAGCAUCAAGGAGGAGGAGAAGCCCCUGCCUAUCCCCCGAGCAGCCACCCCUCGAGCAGCUAUGCCCAAAGCCGCCCACCGCCGGGGCAGGAAGUAGAGCACAGAGGGCAGGUGCAUAAAGCUUCCCUACUGCUGCAGUGCCCUGGCCAGCGCACCAGCCGUGUACCUAGUGUAGCAUGGGCCUGGGGCCCGUCAUGCUUGUUUAGUGCUUUUCAA
Alligator mississippiensis (American alligator) is the source of this 2117-nucleotide messenger RNA. RefSeq names its product zinc finger protein 512 (gene ZNF512). Gene Ontology annotation, molecular function: zinc ion binding. The transcript is spliced from 14 exons. The coding region runs from base 88 to 1998 and encodes 636 amino acids. NCBI's taxonomy places the organism in Eukaryota, Metazoa, Chordata, Crocodylia, Alligatoridae. The record is from RefSeq and is a predicted model, not a curated record.